This is a messenger RNA of Mustela lutreola (European mink), 881 nucleotides long. It is a transcript of the gene RAMP1, whose product is annotated as receptor activity modifying protein 1. Gene Ontology annotation, cellular component: signaling receptor complex; membrane; cell surface. Gene Ontology annotation, biological process: intracellular protein transport; cellular response to hormone stimulus; regulation of G protein-coupled receptor signaling pathway. Gene Ontology annotation, molecular function: coreceptor activity. NCBI's taxonomy places the organism in Eukaryota, Metazoa, Chordata, Mammalia, Carnivora, Mustelidae. The record is from RefSeq and is a predicted model, not a curated record. The transcript has 3 exons. The coding region runs from base 105 to 551 and encodes 148 amino acids.
UGGGCAGGGCCAGGCGCGCGCCGCCGCUUCCCUCCGCGCCCGCUCCCGCCCCCGGCGCCGCGGCGGGCUCAGUGCUUGCGGGCGACCCGGCUCGGAGGCGCGCCAUGGCCCGAAGCCUGCUUGGCCUCCCACGGCGCGGCCUCUGGCUGCUCCUAGUGUACCCCCUACUUAUGGCCACAGCCUGCCAGGACACCAGCUACGGCCCUCUACUCCAGGAGCUCUGCCUCAGCCAGUUCCAGGUGAGCAUGGACGCCAUCGGGAAGACGCUGUGGUGUGACUGGGGCAAGACCAUCAGGAGCUACAGUGAACUCACAGACUGCACCAGGAAUGUGGCGGCCCAGCUGAACUGCUUCUGGCCAAACGCGGCUGUGGACACGUUCUUCGUGGCCAUCCACCAGCACUACUUCAAAAACUGCCCUGUGUCUGGCAGGGCUGUGCGGGACCCGCCCCGAAACAUCCUCUGUCCCUUCAUCGUGGUGCCCAUCCUGGUGACCCUGCUGGUGACAGCGCUGGUGGUUUGGAGGAGCAAGCGUCCGGAGGGCAUCGUGUAGACGCGCAGCCCCGGGGGGCCAGGCGGGGAAGGUGGGGAGGCCCAGCCUGGCCUGGGGAGAGCUCCUGAGGCCCUAAUGUCAGUGCAGGCCCCCGAUCCCCCUCACUUCUCUCCAGAAAGAGUAAGAAGAAUUUCAGGGUGGUUGCAGUACAGGCAUUAACACAGAAAGGCUGGAGGUCAAAGCGACCAUGGUGGGGAUCCCCAGUGCUAGGAGGGAGCAGGAGUGUUACCAUCACUGUACCUGGGGAGGGUCCCAAGUUCUGUCUCCCAGUGUCCCAACCUCAAGCCAGACUCUGGAUAAGCAGUUUGUGAUUAAAAGGAUGUCCUCAAA